GCCUUAUUAUCUCAUCAUUACAGAGAUGAGAUGCAUUUACCAUAUUCACAAGACCAACUCAAUCAGUCAAAUCCAAGAGAAUGGUCUAAUGUGUUUAGUCCACCGAUUGUAUUACCUAGUGAAAAGAUGAAGACUAAUCAUGUUACCUUACCUGUGCAAAGUCCCUUGAAACAAGAUAGUCGGAAAGAUGAUUAUGGACGGAAAGAUGACUCUGGUAAAGGCGAGAGUGAUGGAGACGAAGAACUGGAACUGCUUUAUGAUCCGUGCCUUAACUGUUACUUUGAUCCAAAAAAUUGUAAAUAUUAUGAACUUGUAUGAGAAUGUCGAACAUUAAAUAAUAGUGCUGCAAAUUGGCAAUUGUUAUUACAGCUAUGCAGAUUUGUAUCAUCACCUUG
Molecule: messenger RNA, 395 nt
Organism: Saccoglossus kowalevskii
Lineage: Eukaryota; Metazoa; Hemichordata; Enteropneusta; Harrimaniidae
Product: protein CFAP20DC-like
Source: RefSeq, a predicted model, not a curated record